Messenger RNA from Grus americana (Whooping crane), 1693 nucleotides. It is a transcript of the gene CFAP126, whose product is annotated as cilia and flagella associated protein 126. The transcript is spliced from 5 exons. Gene Ontology annotation, biological process: cilium organization. Gene Ontology annotation, cellular component: ciliary basal body. NCBI's taxonomy places the organism in Eukaryota, Metazoa, Chordata, Aves, Gruiformes, Gruidae. Bases 76 to 942 code for a protein of 288 amino acids. The record is from RefSeq and is a predicted model, not a curated record.
CCGUGGCGGCCGCCAGGGGGGGCGCAAGGCGCGAGGACACGCGGGGCGGUUGCCAGGAGACGGCGCGCGCGGCUCAUGGCGGCCCGCUACGGCGCGGGGCAGUACGAGGACGCCUUCAGCCCCCACCGCCUGCAGAACUGGAGCGUGCCCCGGACCGGCCGGCAGCGCCCCUCACUGCUGGAGGGCUCCACGCUGAUCAUCGCCGAUGACCGUGGGCACCUGCUCCCUGCUGUGCCCCGCUCUCAGGCCUCCCCAUGGGGCAGGUUUGUGGGGACCUGGGAGAUGCCACCGAGGAUUCCCCCAGCCAGGCUGGACCUGACCUCCCGUUCAGCCGCCGCUGCUGCGCGGCUCACUGACUGGAUCCGCCAACCCACCGCCCUGACCCGCGCCAGCAACGGCCUCCGGACACGGAUCACUGGGAAGCCCCAGGAGCCUCGGUCAGAUGUGCAAACCACCAAGGAGCCCUCCCGAAGGAGCAGUCAGGCAUCCAGCGAGGGGAUCCAGCCUGCCGGGGCCUCUCCCAGGGCGCUGCUAGAGGAGCCGCCUGGCCCCAGAGCAGGAGCCACGGCAUCGCUCUCCUGCAAGCCCAGCUGCACGGAGGUCCGGCUGAAGGCAGGCACAGCCCCCGAGCCCCCAGCUGCGAGCCAGCCUUGCUCCUGGCAGGACAAGCGUGGGGGACAAACGCCGUGCUCCCAGCAGCCUGCUGUGACAGACCUCCAACAUGGGGACACUGGCUCGCCCAACAUCCCAGCCUCCAUCCACCCCACUCCAAGGGAGACCAGCCCUCGGACAGCCACCUCGCCGCAGGUCUCCGCUCCCAGCCGAGGGGGUUCCGCAGAGGCUGAGCCCCGUGGGGGGCAGAGCCCCCAGGCUCAAGGCUUCACCUCCCGUGGGAUGGAGGAGGGAGGAAGCGCCGCAGGCGUGAUGGCCAGGCAGCUCUGAGCUGGCAUUGCUCUCCUCCCUUCCCCUUGCCAGCUCUCCCAGCCCCUCCUGCAAACCAUCCACCCCUUGGGACAUGCAGACAAACAGAAACCGCCUUCCUACCCCGAAAAACACAUCAAAGACGCCUGAGCAAGGCCAACAGCAGGACAGCACCACACAGCCCGCACUUGUGUUUUGAUGGCAAUUGGAAAAAUACAGGGUUUAAAAAAAAAAAAUAAAAAUCCCUGUGUUUGGUUUCAGUAGCUCAGGGCAGAGCCCCAGACAGGUUUGAGCUGCAUGAAUCUGCGUGGUGCUUCAGAGUCGGACACAGUGCUCCCUCUGGUCUGUAUCUCAGCUCGUCCCAUUUAAUGGUGGUUCAUGCUGGAAACAUGGGACCAGCCGCAGGCCUGGAGCCGCUCACAGCUCAUGUGGCCUCUCCCUGCACCAAGCAGCAGAAACCCUGCCACUGCAGGUUGGUUUCAUCCAUUCCCCGACCGGUCUCUCGUGGGGGGUGAGGGGCUGGUCUGGCUUCGUUUCCCAUCUGCCCCAGCCCCUGCUUGCAGAAGGGAAAUAAAGCCUGUGAAGCGCAGCUGAGACACACAGCGAAGUCUAACUUCAUUAGCAGCUGGCACGCACCACAGAAUAGCUCAUUAGCAAGCAGAAGUGGGUUCCAAAUAAAAGCCAUUUCAGCAACUGCAGGAUGUAAUUGGUUUAAAGCUAAAAUACAUUCAUUUUCACCCAGGAGAACUUCUCUCCUGCUGGGGCACGCAGC